This is a messenger RNA of Chlamydomonas reinhardtii, 2472 nucleotides long. RefSeq lists its product as uncharacterized. Lineage: Eukaryota; Viridiplantae; Chlorophyta; Chlorophyceae; Chlamydomonadales; Chlamydomonadaceae. The record is from RefSeq and is a predicted model, not a curated record. The transcript is spliced from 10 exons. Gene Ontology annotation, biological process: transmembrane transport. The coding region runs from base 54 to 1862 and encodes 602 amino acids. Gene Ontology annotation, molecular function: transmembrane transporter activity. Gene Ontology annotation, cellular component: membrane.
CUAAAUCCCAAUUCAAGCACUAGUAACUACUGCAAAGCGUAUCGGGCAGCAAAAUGGGUCGCAACGAUGGCGAGACCAGGGACUAUGGUGGCGCCGAUGUGCCGCUGAUUGCCUCUGCUGGAGGCUUCUUUGAGCUGAGGAACCGGCCCCGGCGCGACGUCUCAUGGCUCCUGGCCUACUUGCUCUUCCUGGGCGUGUCCAUUGGCGGUGGCAUUUUUGCCUUCUACCACAGGAACACGCGCUACGGCGAGUUUGUCUCCCCCGAUGUCUGGACCGACCCAAAGCUCUGCCCGGUCGGCUCCAACCACGCCACCCGGCGCCUGCUUCAGUCCCCUGACGACCCCGACGCACCUCCGUCCUUCGACCUGGGCCUGUUUGUGAAAACCGCCGGAGCCUGGAUUGGCGCAUCCGUGGGAGGCGCGGUGCUGGUGGGCCUGCUGUUCGUGUGGCUGGUGCGCGUGAGCCCCGCGGGCCUGGUGGGCGCGCCACGCCCAAGCGCACGCACGCACGCACAUACACACGCACACACACAUGCACAUGCGCGCGCACACACACGCACACACGCGCGCGCACAAACACACACACACACACACGUGGCGGUGCCGGCGGCCAUGGGCGCCGUCAGCCUGGCCCAGGGUGCAACGGUGCCGGGCAUUAUCCUGCUGGCCUUCGCCGGCCUCACCAUCAUCCUGUUCCUGCUGUGGAGGCCGCAGGUGGAGCUGGUGACGCGGCUGCUGGGUCUGGCCGGCCGCGGCCUGUCUGCCAACCCCGGCCUGGUGCCGCUGGCGCUGGGGCUGCAGGUCUUCCUGCUGGGGCUGCUGGAGCUGCCGCUGCUGCUGGCAUGCGCGGCCGCGUACAUGAACGGCUCAGUGGCCUACAACACGCAGCGGGCGGACGGCGGCGCCGCCACGUCCGCAGACCAGUGCGUGGACGCUGACGGCAACCAGGUCCUGUGCUGCACCUGGCAGGUUGAGCCCUGGGUUCCCGGCUACCUGGGCCUGGUGGGCGUGGCCAUGACGUGGUCCAUGUUCCUGGCCUUCCAGGUAAAGCUGUUCACAGUGGCCGGCGCCACAGCCAUGUGGUACUUCGAGCCGCGCCAGCAGCAGGAGGCGCGCGCCGCCGGCAGCCGCACGCUCAAGUGCCUGGGCUUCGCGGCGGGCAGCUCGCUGGGCUCGCUGUGCUGCGGCUCGGCGGUGCUGACGCUGGUGUCCAUGAUACGCCAGGCGAUGCAGAAGGCUCGUCAGGAGCGCGACCGCAACCUGCUGGUGGCCUGCGCCGCCGCCUGCCUGUCGCUGCUGCUGAGCCUGUUGGAGUACGUGACGCGCUUCGCCACGGUGCGGGCGGCCAUCACCGGCGAGGCCUUCUUCGCGGCGGGGCGCAAUGUGGUGGCGCUGCUCAGCCGCAACGCCAUGGACGCGUUCGGAGUGUGGUGGUUGCCGCCCAUGAUCCUGCAGUCAUGCAGCUUCAUCCUGUCGUUCUGCUGGGCCGUGGCGGUUGCCUUCAUCUCCUACGCCACCACCUGGCGCCACCAGCACCCCGAGCCCGGCACCCCCGCGGCCGCCGCCGGCAACCAGGCCGCUACCUCGGCGGUGCUGACGGCCGUGGUGGCGUUCUUCGCGUCCUGGGCGGUGCUGGGCUUCCUGGCGUCGCUGCUACUCAACGUCAUUGACGCGCUGUUCGUGUGCUUCGCAAUGGACCGCGACGCAGGCCAGGUGUCAUCGGUGGAGGUGCACGCGGUGCUGACCAAGCUGCCCACGGUGGGCGCGGUGGUGCAGCAGCCCGACGGCGGCAUCGCCUAUGGCGCCACUGCGCCGCCCCAGGAGCAGCACUACCCGCCGCGCGGCUACGACACCCGCGUGUAGCGGGCUGUGGUGCGGUGUGGCAGUGUGUGCUCGGUCUGGCACGUCCUUUUGCUGUUCUCUGCGGGUUGUUGAGUGAGGAAAUGCCAGCGGGUACGUUGUGUCACACUGUGUGUUGUUCGCCGAUGAGGGAAGGGGAGGAGGUUCAAUAGCGGUAUCGCAGGCUCGCCGCGGAGAAACGUUUUAUGCCUCUAUGUACCGGUAGCGUUGCUUGCAUAUCCAUUCAAAUACCAAUUGGUUGCGACGGUUGGUGUGGACAAGUAGCAUUGCGUUGCCAGUGACUUGUUGUCAGUGCAGCGGUUGUUUGCGAACAUUGCGGUGGGGUGGAGCGUGUCCGGAAGCGCGUAGAGAUGGGGCCAAGUCCAAUUCAUACAGACCGCCCCCGCCACUGUUUCACAUUGAAGUACUUGAAUCAAGGAAGGAACUAAUGUAGCGGCAGGGCUACAUACCCUUCGGGGGAUUACGACUUCUGAAGGCGAAGCAUCACCCACAUACGGGAAGCAGCCAUCCAUGGCAGUGAUGGUAAUCGUGUAAUGCAAGCUGCAUCUGUCUGCAAGCUUGGCCAAGGAAAACGCAGCGUCGAGCUUUGAGCUUGUCAAUGCUCUAUGCAACC